UUAAUUUAAUAUUUUCUAAAUGAAAUACGAGAAAAGUUUAUUGAAAAAAAAAUUAAAAAUUAAGAAAGAAAUAAGCUUUAAAAAAAAAAUUAAUUUGUGAACAUAAAUGUUGCAUAUUAAAUAAAAGCUCGGCUGCUAGUUAUCAGAGACGCCAACAUUUGUUUUAAAUUUGAGUUCGGUCUGAUUAGUGAGCGAUUAAAUAAACAAACAAGCGCAUUAACCAAACUUCUAAGAGCGAGCUUACGCUGCAAACUCAGUUCAUUCGUCGAAUUUCAAUCAGUUUGUGCGCGUCGCUUGAGCAACCGUGACUAUGGCGAACUUGCGUUGGAUACGAAAUAUUGCUGUAUUUCUCAUACUGGCCAAUUUCUUGGUCUUUGCGCUGCUGUUGGACUUGCCGGCGUUGCAAGGCUACGCGCAGCUUUCCGAACAUGUGCGCAUCUAUGAAACAAUGCGCGCCAAUAUCUUGGAGAAGGAGUCAAACAAUCAGCUCGGCGGACGCGUGUUGCUCAACGCCAAGGAGCGCGUCGUCAACGAGUUGAUCAUGCUGGAGAAGAAGCACGAACUGGAGUUGGGUUUGAAAAACAUAAGCCACUUUCAGGUGGCACAACACUUUUUCCGAUCAUUCGAGAAAAUCGGUAAUACGACGCUUUUUCGACACUUACGAGCGAUGCCCAAAGGUGGCGUCUUGCAUGCGCAUGAUAUGGCGCUGUGUAGCAGUGAGUAUCUGCUGUCGCUGACCUCUCGUGAGCAUUUGUGGAUCUGUGUUGCAAAGAGUGAGGCGCAAGAGUAUAAGAUGUUACGUUUCUCUUUGCUGCAGCCGCAGAGCGAAGAGUCGUGCGAGUGGUUGUUGUUGAGCGCAUUGCGUCAAAAUGAGCACAACGAUGUUGUCGAUAAGAAGUUGCUGGAGCAAUUGACGAUGUAUCCGCUGGAGCAUUUUGUAAAUGAGGAUGCAGUCUGGAAGCGUUUCCGUAGCAUAUUUCGACUCGUUGUGGGAUUGCUGACAUAUGCGCCAGUGUGGAACGAUUACAUAUACAACGCGUUGGAGGAGUUCUAUGCCGAUGGUGUGCAAUAUUUGGAAAUACGUUCCGUCUUGCCGAUAUUGUACGAUUUGAAUGGCGGCAACUACACCCUUUUGAAUACGACGCGUGCAAUGCGCGAUGCUGAUUUGCGAUUUCGCGCUUCGUAUCCAGACUGGAUUGGUUCACGCCUGAUUUAUGCGCCGACGAGAAAAGUGUCCGAUGCUCGUUUCGUGGAGUAUUUAGGCAAUGCAUUGCUGCUGAAGUCCAACUUCCCCGAUUACUUUGCCGGUUUCGAUUUGGUCGGUUACGAAGAUGAGGGUCGCCCCUUACGCGACUAUACGCGCGAAUUACUUGCUCUGCAAGACGAAAUCGAUUUUUAUUUUCAUGCCGGCGAAACGAAUUGGUAUGGCACGAACACCGAUGAGAAUCUGCUCGACGCUGUUCUUCUCGGCACGAAACGUAUCGGUCAUGGGCUGGCGCUGCUCAAACAUCCCGAAAUAUUGCAGUUGGCGCGUUUUAAAAACAUUGCAAUCGAAAUAAACCCGAUAUCCAAUCAAGUUUUGCAAUAUAUUGGCGAUUUGCGCACACAUCCUGCGGCGAUGCUCUUCGCUGUGAAUUAUCCUGUGGUCAUUGCGUCAGAUGAUCCAUCAUUUUGGAAAGCCACGCCACUGACCCAUGACUUCUAUAUGGCAUUUAUGGUGAUCGCUUCGCGAAAAGCAGAUCUUGGCAUGUUGAAACAGUUGGCUUCGAACUCGAUUACUUUUGGUGCCUUCAGCAGCAGUGAGCGUGAGGUCGCAUUUGAGAAAUGGUAUAAGCGUUGGGACCAAUGGAUCGACGAUAUAAAUUCUAAAUUGAAUCGCUAAUGUUAUGAGUGGGUGUAAAAUAAGAUUUUUUUUGUAAAAAUUGAAAAAUUAAUGUAAAUUUCGGUGGUUACCAAGAAUAAAAAUGCACUUGUGAGCUUUUGACCAUAAA
Molecule: messenger RNA, 1991 nt
Organism: Zeugodacus cucurbitae (melon fly)
Lineage: Eukaryota; Metazoa; Arthropoda; Insecta; Diptera; Tephritidae
Product: adenosine deaminase 2
Exons: 3
Coding region: 311-1882 (523 amino acids)
Biological process (GO): adenosine catabolic process; inosine biosynthetic process
Molecular function (GO): adenosine deaminase activity
Source: RefSeq, a predicted model, not a curated record